This is a messenger RNA of Oncorhynchus gorbuscha (pink salmon), 2230 nucleotides long. Its product is annotated as MICOS complex subunit MIC27-like. The coding region runs from base 119 to 757 and encodes 212 amino acids. The transcript has 7 exons. Gene Ontology annotation, biological process: cristae formation. The record is from RefSeq and is a predicted model, not a curated record. Gene Ontology annotation, cellular component: MICOS complex. Lineage: Eukaryota; Metazoa; Chordata; Actinopteri; Salmoniformes; Salmonidae.
ACGAUAGCACAGUGCCUUUGAGGGCACGAAAGUGGUUACAGAUUAACAGGAUUUAUCGCAUUUUCCUAUGAUAAAGUUAGUCCAUGGUCGCCACCGGUAGGACACUGCAGGUACCAUAAUGGCUCCAGUAGUGAAGCUGGCGGCGAUCUCCGCAGCAAUGGGAAUGGCCUCGUUUCAAAUUUAUGCCAUGAGUGAGGACAAAAUAGAAACCGUGCGGCUCUCCCCUAGAGAGUUGUCCAUCAAUGCUCUAGACCCUACUGCAACACACUACAUGGAUGAGCAGCCUGGAGAUCUGCAGAGUGGGCUGGGUGUGGUCCGAGUGGGGCUGGGGCCAUAUGUUAGAGCCGUUAAGAACGCUUAUACCUCUGUCAAGGUUGGAGCUGUAACAGUCUAUACUGCUGGACACGGUGAGGAGUGGGGGUGUUCUGUUGACAUAUCAGUAGGGCCACGUCUGAUGAUGUUGGGGGUUCCUCUGGGUAUGGUCACUGUUGGGAUGGCCGUGUGCUACCCCACUCAGACAGUGACUGUUGUAAAGAAGCAGCAAGCCCCACCAACUUCUAUCCCUGAGACAGAAAUACCUGAGGCAAAGCCCCUCCCUGAAGCUGGAUCAUCUGAACCAGUCAUGCCUGCUGUUGACGAGGCUCCUCCCUCUGAACCUGGGUCUGCUCCAGUCCCCAUAGAGGAGGGUGUUCCAUCCAAGGCUGAACCUGCCCCUCAGCCCACCACAGAGGUGGACCCUGCAGAGGGUUAUAAUUGACACUGAGCCUGCUGCAGCUGAGGCAGUGGUGUUGCAAGAGUCUGUUGAGACGGCCCUUGUGCCUUCUGUUGAGACGGCCCCUGUCGAGGAGCCUGCCCCUGCACCUCCUGCUGAAGAGAUUCCUCCACCUGCCCCUGUUGAGGAGGUUGCUGCCCCACCUACAGCUGAAGAGACGGCAUCUACACCUGUUGAGGAGGUUGCUGCCCCACCUACAGCUGAAGAGACGGCAUCUACACCUGUUGAGGAGGUUGCUGCCCCACCUACAGCUGAAGAGACGGCAUCUACACACAAAUCAAUGUGAAGAUAAUUUAGUCUAGGCGGUUGGCUUCAUCUUCUUUUAAUAUCAGAUAUUGACGUCGACUAUAAAGAAAUAAGCAAAUAUUUUGGGUAUUUCCAGGGAAACCCAAAUUUGCACCCGACCCCAAGCUAGUUGACCUGGGCCAGGUCAGCCCUGAGGAUGAAGACCUGUACAACAUGCGUGGAUGAAGAACGACAGGAGGAAAAGGAGAAGGUGGAGAGGAGCUUGCAGUUUACAAAGACACCCACAGAGAGCAGGGUGCAGGCCAUCAUCUGCAUCCACCACAACACAAGGUUUACUUACCAGCGCUUACACGGAGUGUACAAAACAUUUAAGAACACCCUUUGCCUUCAGAACAGCCUCAAUUUGUGGAGUCCACAAAUUAUGUUACUAACCAAACUGGACCAUUACACUUAAUAUAUAUAUAUAUAUAUUUUACUUGGGUCACGGCUAUGCUGUCACUUUCUUUGUCAGCCACAUUCACGUGGUGAAUGCCUGUUAUUAGUCCGGUCAGUCUAUGCAAAUAUUUUCCAUGUGGCAUUUCGUAAACGAGUGAGCCGUUUUAACACACAUCCAUGUUUUUAUAGCAUUUGUAAGACUUUAUAGAACUACUGAGUUGAAUCUUUUUGUAAAACCCCAAUGUUUAUGGAUUUGUGCAGCUCUUGCACAAGUUAGACACUCACAAAUAAGCCCACAUAGAGGAACCUGGAAGUUAUGUUACAUUAUGAACUGGCCAGUUUGAUAUGCGUGUUUGGAUCAUUGGAAUAAUGUCCUUGUACUUGAUGUCAGUUAGUAUUUUCAAAAGGAAAUGUUUCAAACAUAUUUGUUUGUAUUUUAAUAGAACUGUCAACAUAUUUAAACUUUUUUAAAUAUAUAUAUUAGGCUAUUUUACAGUACAGUCAAGAGGACAUAUUUUACAUGUUUUAUCACUCCCUCUUUUCCUUUUUUAUAAAUGAAAAUCACUUCACGAAUCGACUGCCUUCAAUUUGAAAUCACCCCCCAGCCCUGAUCUUCACAAUGAUAAUCAUGUUUCAGAUGUGUGUUCUUUGGCACAAUAGAAUUGCCAAAUAGGGAAUAAAGGCAUUUUCCUUCAUUCUCCUUUUUUUGUAAUUUUAAUCAGAGCAGAGAAAAAGUGCAAAUGGUAAAUAAAGUAUUGUGAUAGUUAUGCAAAUUAA